Messenger RNA from Jaculus jaculus (lesser Egyptian jerboa), 4463 nucleotides. It is a transcript of the gene Usp22, whose product is annotated as ubiquitin specific peptidase 22. NCBI's taxonomy places the organism in Eukaryota, Metazoa, Chordata, Mammalia, Rodentia, Dipodidae. Gene Ontology annotation, biological process: protein deubiquitination. Gene Ontology annotation, molecular function: zinc ion binding; cysteine-type deubiquitinase activity. The record is from RefSeq and is a predicted model, not a curated record. The coding region runs from base 52 to 1629 and encodes 525 amino acids. The transcript has 13 exons.
UCCUCGUCCCCGUCUCCGCCGGCCCCCGCGCGCGGCCGGCCAUUGCCUCCCAUGGUGUCCCGGCCCGAGACGGAGGUCGAGGCCAUGGACCCCGAGCUGGCAGUGGUACCUCCGGGAUGCUCGCAUCUGAGCAGCUUCAAGGUGGACAACUGGAAGCAGAACCUGCGGGCCAUCUACCAGUGCUUCGUGUGGAGCGGUACGGCCGAGGCCCGUAAACGCAAGGCAAAGUCUUGCGUCUGCCAUGUCUGUGGCAUCCACCUGAACCGGCUUCACUCUUGCCUCUACUGUGUCUUCUUUGGCUGUUUCACAAAGAAGCACAUACACGAGCACGCGAAGUCGAAGCGGCACAACCUGGCUAUUGACCUGAUGUAUGGAGGCGUCUACUGCUUUCUGUGUCAGGAUUACAUCUACGACAAAGACAUGGAAAUCAUUGCCAAAGAGGAGCAGCGUAAGGCUUGGAAGAUGCAAGGUGUUGGAGAGAAGUUUUCAACUUGGGAACCCACCAAGCGGGAGCUGGAGCUACUGAAGCACAACCCAAAGAGACGGAAGAUCACCUCCAACUGCACUAUAGGUCUGCGUGGGCUCAUCAACUUGGGGAACACGUGCUUCAUGAACUGCAUCGUGCAGGCUCUGACCCACACACCACUUUUGAGGGACUUCUUCCUGUCCGACAGGCACCGCUGUGAGAUGCAGAGCCCAAGCUCCUGCUUGGUCUGUGAGAUGUCCUCACUCUUUCAGGAGUUUUACUCGGGCCAUCGGUCUCCACACAUCCCCUACAAGCUGCUGCACCUGGUGUGGACUCAUGCACGGCAUCUGGCAGGGUACGAGCAGCAGGAUGCCCACGAGUUCCUCAUCGCAGCCCUGGAUGUCCUCCACCGUCACUGCAAAGGAGACGACAACGGAAAGAAGGCCAACAACCCUAACCACUGUAAUUGCAUCAUCGACCAGAUCUUCACAGGCGGGCUCCAGUCUGAUGUCACAUGCCAAGUCUGCCAUGGAGUCUCUACCACCAUAGAUCCCUUCUGGGAUAUCAGUUUAGAUCUACCCGGCUCUUCCACCCCAUUCUGGCCCCUGAGCCCAGGGAGUGAGGGCAGCGUGGUGAACGGGGAGAGCCAUGCAUCAGGCACCACAACACUCACGGAUUGCCUGCGGAGAUUUACCAGACCAGAGCACUUAGGAAGUAGUGCCAAGAUCAAGUGUAGCGGUUGUCAUAGCUACCAAGAGUCCACGAAGCAGCUCACCAUGAAGAAACUGCCCAUUGUGGCCUGUUUCCAUCUCAAACGCUUUGAGCACUCUGCCAAGCUGAGGCGGAAGAUCACCACGUAUGUGUCCUUUCCACUGGAAUUGGACAUGACCCCUUUCAUGGCCUCCAGCAAAGAGAGCAGGAUGAAUGGGCAGUACCAGCAACCCACGGACAGUCUCAACAACGAUAACAAGUACUCCUUGUUUGCUGUUGUUAACCAUCAGGGGACCUUGGAGAGUGGCCACUACACCAGCUUCAUCCGACAGCACAAAGACCAGUGGUUCAAAUGUGACGAUGCCAUCAUCACCAAGGCCAGCAUCAAGGAUGUGCUGGACAGUGAAGGGUACCUGCUGUUCUACCACAAACAGUUCCUGGAAUAUGAGUAGUCUCCUUCACAGCUGAUCAAAAAAAAGAGUGCAACAAGUUGGCAACCCCCCCGACAUGAUCCCUGGCCUCCCCACAUCAGAACACCAUGGCACCCCUUCUGUGCAAGUGUGCCACACAUGUGGCCCCUUCUGCACCUGGACGGUGUGGUGUCAUGAGUGGGCAUGAACAGAGUGUGCCCCUGGUGGAAAGGAGUUGAGCCCUCUCACCAGGGUCUGUGUCCUUCCAGCCUCAUGGGAAGCUGGAGUAGCACACAGCAGCCUCCGCCUGGUGCUUCGUCUGGUCGUUGCGCAUAUGCAGCUUAGAAAGCUGCGUGUCGGACUGAAAGUGACGGUCCAUUAAAGCUGUAGAGUAGACGGGGUAAUCCCAGGACAGAGUGCUUGCAGCACACCAUCUCGGGCUGGGCCAUUAAGGGCAGGGAAUUUGGACCAGCCUGCUCUUUUGUAGUUAUAAAGCAGUUCCAGAGGCCAGACUGAGAUCACUUGCAGGCCCCAAGCACCUCUGUCCUGCCGAUAACUCCUCAUCACCUGCAUGUGGAAGCGCCAGCCCAGAGCUCUCUGGUCUUUAGAAAUGGGCGCUUUUCUUAUCCUUGUCCCCUUUCUCUCUUUUCCAACAAUGGUGAAUUCCAUAACUGGUAGUAAUAAAGUGAAUAUGGAAGUCUAGAUGUCCCUCCUCCCGAGAGCAACUUGCUUUUUGAUCAGUGCUCUUCCCUUGUCCCUCCCUUGCUCUCGGUCUGGCCAUCUUCCCCAUGAGCUUACCAGCUAACCAGGUGGUGGACAGGAGCUAGACCGCCUUUUGACAGGGUCUCUGCUCAGCUUGUCUUGCAGUGAGUGGAGUGCGCAUCAGUGGUUCCAUUGACCACUUCUUCCUGCUCUGCGUACUGUUCUUUAGUCCUGCUUGGUGGCCAGCAUAUGGGAUUUGAAGCCAAAUGGCCCAGUGGGGACUGCAUUGCUUCUUGUUUCCUGCUUGCUUCUAGUCUACAUUUGAUGUGGUUUUAGUUGCAGCCAGAAUAAAAAGACUUCAUGAUUGACCUUGUCGGCAGAAUUGGUCCAGGAAGCUUCUUGUAAGAUAUCUUGCAUGUAUCUGUCUAUUUAAACCAAAACUGAGUUGUUUGUCCAUUUCUGAGAACUUACAGCCUAGGGACUUGGGGUUGGGGUGUUGUUUCCUUGUCUUGUGAACCACCACCUCCAGAGCGGCACUUGCCCUGGUAGCCCAUCCAGGCUGCGGGCUCCUCAUUUGGGAAGUUGGAGGACCAGCAAAUGUCUCCUGCAUCGGGCUUGGGGCUGUCAGUCGUUGUCACGGGCUCCGUGUGAACAGUGACUCUGGCUGUGUUUCAGUAGUUCUUUGAGUUCCUUAUCAAGUACAAGGAAGUUGUUUUGAGCUAUGUGAAAGUGAAAAGACUUUUCCUCACUGGCAGGCCUUGCAAAAGCAGGCCACAUCCCAGUCUGGCUUGCUCACUAGCUGCGCUGCAGUGGGGUGGUCAUGGUAGGAGUUUAAGUGUAAAGAUCACCAGAACACAGGGACAGCAGCCAUGUUGCAGAGUGGUCAGAAUGGCAAAGCCUCGUGAGUGCAUUUUGUAUGCAUUUGCCCAGUUCAUGCUCUGUUGUAUUUCUGCAUUUAAAGAGCAAAGUUGAAGCAUGUUUUAGAAUAAACAUUAUCAGAGAAUUAUGUGUGGGCCCAGAUUUUCAAGUAUUUCCUCAUGUGACCAAAUCUGUGUUUGGGACUGUGCUGUGAAGAUGCCCUUUUCUGGAAAAAGCGUCCUUUUAUUUGUGAAUAAAUCCACAGGGAAGACUUCAGUGUAUUGGCCUGCAAGAGGCAGUGCAAGAAGCCCUUCCCGAAGGUCUGCGUACUGGGCACUCUGGCCCCACGGAGUGUCCAGGUGCAGGGCAAGAAGCAGGCGUGCAGGCCAGGCCUGCUCCCGCCACCCGCAUCUCUGCUUGCAUUCGGGUCACUGCUGCCCUGGGAGGGUUAGAGCUGGCAAGAAGGAUAGCCGUGAGGAGGUUGUAGGGUUUUUGUUUGUUUGUUUGUUUCCAGCAUGACUAAACUUCUGUACCCAAGCACAUUCCCACCCUUCCAUGGUGGCUUCAGCUUUUGAAGCACUUUGCUAGGACCGCAAUGGGGAUGUCACAGCUUCAUGGCUGCCACACUUCCACUGGGCCCUUGGCAUGUGUGAAUGGCUUUGGAUGGUGGGCUCGGAAAGCUCCUUUGGCUCCCCGUUGGGUAUUACGUCAGGAAAGUUUUCCUGUCUCCUGAGGACCAGCAGGUGAAGGUGCUCAGAUGGUCAAGGAGCCCAUCUCACCAUGGAGGGCACACUACCCCUCCUGCAGGGACCAGACCUGUUCCCAGGUGCCACUCUUGGGCCAACUUCACAGAAGAGCAAGUGGACUGGCCUUCUUCAGCUGUCUACGUGUGAAGUUCAGGAGGCCGGACGGGGCCUGAGAUGCCCUCCUCCACCCCAGGGCCUCAGGCUGGGCAGCAGCUGGGGCCAUCCUGCCCGCACAAGGACACCCCUGCGCCCCUGGGCUCCCUCACAGCAGCAGUGCCCAGCACCAUGUGAACCUGAGUGCUUGUGCGUUUUUGGCUUGUGUGUAUGCCCUUUCUUGUGUAAAAGCACUGUUCUUUUGACAGUUCAAGUGAUUUGUUUCAAUAUUACAACUUUGAAAUCGAAAAUUGUAAGAGAAAAACUCCUGAUUGUGCUGUGGUUGGAGAUUUUAUUACCAAGAUGUUUAUGCCACCUUUUUUCCCCCUCAAUCAUUAGAGGGACUACUUGAUUCUCCUCCCUGAUGGCUUUAGUCUUUCUUUACUAUAUCGUAAUAAAGCUGCAUUUUAUUCUGAA